Molecule: messenger RNA, 1449 nt
Organism: Tribolium castaneum (red flour beetle)
Lineage: Eukaryota; Metazoa; Arthropoda; Insecta; Coleoptera; Tenebrionidae
Product: sideroflexin-3
Exons: 6
Coding region: 401-1363 (320 amino acids)
Biological process (GO): monoatomic ion transport; serine import into mitochondrion
Cellular component (GO): mitochondrial inner membrane
Molecular function (GO): monoatomic ion transmembrane transporter activity
Source: RefSeq, a predicted model, not a curated record
UUUAUUCGGACAUUUGAAACAUUUCCGUUCUUUUCACAACAAACAGAAAAAUCUGCAAUCUUAUCUUAGUUUGAUGUUUAUCGCUGCGAAUUUUUAGCGCGCCGCGCUAACCAGCCUGUGUGUACUUCCACUUAUCGCACAUAAAAAUAAGAAUAAACAAUAAGUGCGUUAUUUUCGCAACUCGCUCCGCCAAAAAUUAAGAAAUCAUCGAUAAUUCAGCGUCGGCGCUCGAAACUCUCUGUGCAUUUGCCUGUACUCGGUGUGUAACCUCCCAGCAAAGCAAUAUCAAAGUUCAAUAAGAUAGUCCCUAUCAACGUAAUCAAGGCCACUGCCAUUACUCAAAUCUGACUACCAAAUCAGUAUCGUUACCACAUAAUGACAACGCACUCAAUUCAAUAAAAUGGGCAUCAACAUCAACAUCGACCAACCCCGCUACGACCAGGAGACCUACUCGGGCCGAGCCAGGCACUUCUUCCUCACCACCAACCCCCUCAACAUCUUCGUGAGCAAUGCCCAGCUGGAGGACGCCAAGAACCUCGUCACCUGCUACAGGAACAAGCAGCCCCUCCCCCCCGGCAUCACCGAGGAGGACCUCUGGCGCGCCAAAACCAUCUACGACUCGGCCUUCCACCCCGACACCGGCGAGAAGAUGAACAUCAUCGGGCGGAUGUCGGCCCAAGUCCCCAUGAACAUGCUGAUCACCGGCGGGAUGAUGGCGUUCUACAAAUCCACCCCGGCCGUCAUCUUCUGGCAGUGGCUGAAUCAGUCUUUCAACGCUCUAGUCAAUUACACCAACCGAAGCGGCGACGCCACCUUCACCGAGAAACAAAUCGUGACCUCCUAUGUCAUGGCCACCGGGGGCGCAGUGGCCACGGCCCUCAGCCUGAACCGAAUAUGUCGAAGCGCGCCGCCGCUGCUGGGCCGCCUGGUGCCGCUGGCGGCCGUGGCCGCCGCCAACUGCAUCAACAUCCCGCUCAUGAGGUCGCAGGAGCUGCAAGAGGGGACGCCGGUCUACGACCAGAACAACAACAAACUGGGGUAUUCGAAGAAAGCGGCGCAGUCCGGCAUCGGCCAGGUGAUCUUCAGCAGGGUCUGCAUGGCCACGCCUGGAAUGUUCCUGACUCCGAUCCUGAUGAACUAUUUGGAGAAGAGGGGGGCGCUGAAGAGGCGGCCCUGGAUCAAUUUGCCCGUUCAGGUGGGCUUUGUUGGGCUGUGUCUGACGUUUGCGACGCCGCUGGCGUGCGCCUUCUUCAAGCAGAAGGCGCAGUUUGAGUACAGGAAGCUGGAACCGGAGCUGAGGGAACAAAUCGAGAAGAAGUACCAAAGUCCACCGAAAUACGUAUUUUAUAAUAAGGGUCUGUAAUAAGCGAAUCGGCGCCAAUAAUAAUUACAUGUGAAAUAAAAAAGUAGUCAUUUGUUAUGUCCCGUGACAAUAAAGGAUUUAUUUUA